Juglans regia (Persian walnut) is the source of this 1762-nucleotide messenger RNA. Its product is annotated as AT-hook motif nuclear-localized protein 3-like. Lineage: Eukaryota; Viridiplantae; Streptophyta; Magnoliopsida; Fagales; Juglandaceae. The transcript is spliced from 5 exons. Gene Ontology annotation, molecular function: minor groove of adenine-thymine-rich DNA binding. The record is from RefSeq and is a predicted model, not a curated record. The coding region runs from base 421 to 1365 and encodes 314 amino acids.
GCCUGCAAAACUCUUAAAUUCAACCAUCACUUUUCAAGAAUUUUUGUUCUUCAAGUUGGGAUUUUUCCCUGUAAUUCUCGCAAUCUUUUUGUGAAAUUCGGCGCCACCGUUGAAUUCCUCUGCAUUCUUUGCAAUGGUGGAGAAUUAAGCUACAGAGCUGUGUCUUUCACAUAGAGCAAACCCAGCAGUGGAAACUGUAGUCUUGGACGUUGAUCUCUUUGCACUUGAAUGAGGGUUUUACGUUUUUGAGAAGGUUUUUAAAAGACCGAAGUUCAUGCAUUCGUUUUCCCAUUUUUUGUUCUUUAAGUUAGGAAAGUUUGAGUCUUUAAUGGGUAGGCUUCGGUGUGUUUAAGGUUUUUAGGGCUUUAAGCUUUUGGGAAGUUUCUGGGUUUGUUUUCUGUUUUUAAUUAUUAUAUAUCUAUGGAGGAGAAAGAGAGCUCUGGUUCUGGGGUUGGCGUGAAAGUUGAUGAGGUCCCAGAGAGCUACCGGAUAGGCCCAGGGACCGAAAAUCCGACCCAAUUAGGCGAGGGGCCCACAAUGGCGGCUACGGCUGCCUCGCCGGUGAGUGUGGCGACGCCCGGUACGAGAAUGAAGAAGAAGAGGGGCAGGCCAAGGAAGUAUGGUCCCGACGGUGCCGUAUCGCUGGCAUUGUCUCCGAUGCCGAUUUCAUCCUCGAUACCACUUACCGGGGAGUUCUCAGCUUGGAAACGGGGUAGGGGGAGGCCCAUCGAAUCCGUCAAGAAGUCGCAUAAGCACGAGUAUCGCAGCUCAGCAUUUUGUAUUGUAGGUGAGAGAAUUGCAUACUCUGUUGGUGCAAAUUUUACUCCCCAUGUGAUCACUGUUAAUGCUGGUGAGGAUGUUACAAUGAAGGUUAUGUCCUUCUCCCAACAAGAAUCCCGUGCUAUAUGUAUUCUUUCUGCAAAUGGUACAAUUUCUAAUGUUACACUUCGGCAACCUACUUCUCUAGGGGGUACCUUAACAUAUGAGGGUCGAUUUGAGAUACUUUCUUUGUCUGGAUCAUUUCUGCCUACCGAGAAUGGAGGGACAAAAAGUAGAUCUGGUGGGAUGAGCGUCUCUUUGGCUGGACCAGAUGGUCGAGUGGUUGGGGGAGGACUUGCUGGUUUAUUAGUGGCUGCUGGCCCUGUGCAGGUUAUUGUGGGCAGUUUUCUACCAGGGCACCAGCAAGAACAGAAGCCCAAGAAGCAAAGAAUUGAGUCUACAUCAACUAUGACCCCUAUUCAUGCCAAUCUUCUCUCUACUGAAGAAACAAACGGAGUCUAUGGGAGAGAAAGGCCCGUUCUCACGUCUUCUACUGCCUUUCAUGGAGACAAUUCAGCUUCUCUUAACCCACAUUCAGGGCUUUAGGAGCUUGGCUGAUGACAUGACUUCUACGCCAAAGGCCCCAGCUGAGUGAUUUGCAAGGUUUCUUGUUGAUCAUGUUCACUCCUUGUACCCUAAUUGUCUUGAUUUUUUUCCUGAACCCUACAACAUUUAGGCUCACUCAAAUUUGUUUGACACCGGUAUAAAUUUGAUCGCCAUUUGCUGAGAACAAAGUACAGACUAGGAUUCGAUGUAAUGUUGGUUUUAACCCCCACAAGUCUACUCUCUCUAUAGGUAUUAGGUAGAACUUCUAAUGAUUAGGCCUAUCAUGUGUCUGUUGUCAUGAUGUAUUUUCUUCAUAAUGUAUUUGCUAGUGUUGUCCACUCAUUGGUGUAACAUUUAUAGAUGUAUGAAACCUGGUAUCUCAUUGUAUUUUUCUGAU